Castor canadensis (American beaver) is the source of this 747-nucleotide messenger RNA. The record is from RefSeq and is a predicted model, not a curated record. NCBI's taxonomy places the organism in Eukaryota, Metazoa, Chordata, Mammalia, Rodentia, Castoridae.
CGGGCCGCCCGGGGAGCCCCGCGCACCAGCCGGCACCAGGCUGCCCAGAUGCGGGCGCCACUCUGCCUGCUGCUGCUGGUCGCCCACGCGGUGGACAUGCUCGCCCUGAACCGAAGGAAGAAGCAAGUAGGCGCUGUCCUGGGAGGCAACUGCACAGGCUGUGUCACGUGUUCUGAGGAGAAUGGCUGCUCCACGUGCCAGCAGAGGCUCUUCUUGUUCAUCCGCCGGGAAGGCAUCCGCCAGUACGGCAAGUGUGUGCACGACUGUCCCCAGGGCUUCUUCGGCAUCCGCGGCCAGGAAGUCAACAGGUGCAAAAAAUGUGGGGCCACGUGCGAAAGCUGCUUCAGCCAGGACUUCUGCAUCCGGUGCAAGAGGCGUUUCUACCUGUACAAGGGGAAGUGUCUGGCUGCCUGCCCACCAGGCACCUUGACCCACCAAAGCACACAGGAGUGCCAGGAGGAGUGUGAACGGGGCCCCUGGGGCAGCUGGAGCCCCUGUACACACAACGGGAAGACCUGUGGCUCUGCCUGGGGCCUGGAGACCCGGGUGCGGGAGGCUGGGCGAGCCAGGCAGGAGGAGGCAGCAACCUGCCAGGUGCUGUCUGAGUCAAGGAAAUGCCCCAUCCAGAGGCCCUGCCCAGGAGAGAGAAGCCUCGGGAAGAAGGGUCGGAAGGACCGGCGCCCGCGCAAGGACCGGAAGCUGGACCGCAGACCCAACGGGCGACCACACCACACAGCAGCUCAGUGA